Messenger RNA from Mytilus trossulus (common blue mussel), 7818 nucleotides. RefSeq lists its product as uncharacterized. Gene Ontology annotation, molecular function: calcium ion binding; protein binding. Gene Ontology annotation, cellular component: plasma membrane; cytoplasm. The record is from RefSeq and is a predicted model, not a curated record. Bases 200 to 5668 code for a protein of 1822 amino acids. The transcript is spliced from 19 exons. Gene Ontology annotation, biological process: endocytosis; endosomal transport. NCBI's taxonomy places the organism in Eukaryota, Metazoa, Mollusca, Bivalvia, Mytilida, Mytilidae.
ACUAGUCUGUGAUCCCUUUUCGGAUUUACAAGUCGCAAGGUGGCGUGAAUGUGACACAGAAGGAUGUAUACAGUUCACGCUUCGGUGACCACUAUGAAAAGCGCUAUGUUUUGAAUAGUAAACGAUUUCGCUUGAAACACAUGUGGAAGUAUUGGAUAUUUACGAUAAACAAAUUUUAUUCUAAUGUAAAAAUUUAAAGAUGGCUUCACCCGAAUCAGAGGAUGAAAAGUGGCCAGAUAUAUCUAGUGAAAAUAGGAUUAAACAUGAAAUAUUAUUCUAUAGUCAAGGACCAGUUGAUGGCUAUCUCAUUGGUGAAGAAGCCAGAGAUUUAUUCCUUCACUCCAGAUUACCAAUCACAGUACUUAGUAAAAUUUGGAAUCUAGCUGAUGUUAGUAACGACAAUCUUCUAAAUGUAGAUGAGUUUGUCCUCUGUAUGCAUUUGAUACAGGAAGUCCUCAAAGGAAGAAAACCGCCAGGAGACUUGCCAGAAAAUCUUAAGCCAAAAAUGUCUGCACCGGUGGACUUGCCAGCAAUAACUUCCAUUGAAAGAGAGGCCUAUGUUAAAGUGUUUCAGACAGUUGAUGGUAAAAGGAAAGGCUAUUUAGAAGCAUUAGAAGUCAGACCAUUGUUCCAAGCUUCCAUGUUACGACCAGAGAUACUUGCCAAAGUGUGGGACCUCUCUGAUAUAAAUAAAGAUGGUGUGUUGGACUCUGAUGAAUGGACUAUAGCUUGCCAUCUCAUUAGAAUUAUAAAACAAGGAAAUGAACUAGAUGGGAGUGUGAAUCCUUUCAUCUGCCAACCUGACAAGAUUUCUCCUAUUUCACUGCAAGCUAGAAAAUCCAGGGUCAGCCAAUAUGAACAACACAAGCAGAGGCUUAUGUCAUUAAAGGAAAAGAGGAAAAAUCAGAGUUUACAAGAGAAAAAAAGACUUGAUUUACUGAAAGAAAAAGUGAAUAUUGAAAAAGAAUUGUGUGGCUUACUACAGAACUCAGGGAAUUGUCCUCUCACGACAGAUGAAAUAUUGAAUUUGAACUCGAGGAACACUGAGGAUAUUGAUAAACUCGAGGAAAUUGUCUCCAGAUUGAAAAAAGAACAUGAAAAAGUAAGACAAGAAACGGUGAAAGUUAUAUUAGGGGAACAAAAACUACAGGACGAGAUUCGACGGAUCAAAAAUGAUACAGAUGAACUAAAUAAGAGAUUAGGAACAAAACAUAAAAAGGCAACAAAAGAUCCCGACCCCUUCCAUCAGCUGUAUGAACAGAGAAAAGAGGAGAGAAAGAAAAGUAAUUUAUCCGAAGGAGAAGAGCCAGACGUCCACUAUCCAUUUAAGAUUAGUCCCUUUGACAAAGAAGCAUUAAGUUGGAAGUCCAUAAAGGGUUCUGACGUGUUCCUUAGCAACCAUUUAGUAGACAAUAAUAACAGUAAACAGUCAAUAGAAAAUGAAAUAGUGAUAGAAAGUUUACAUGAAUUUAGUGAUAAGUUUAUAGAAAGUUGGAGCAGUAGAAAACCUUCACUAGAGAUGGAUAAAUCUGAGGAAGAAGAUCCAGUAUUUAUGAAUGUAGAUGUAAAACCUGAGGAGUACAACCAGUGGCUGGGUGCUGGUUGGAAAGAUGAACAAGUUUUAUCCAGUGACAAUCCACAAUUUUUAAGACUUCAUAAAAAACUGGUUGACCUUAAAAAAGAAAUGCAGAAAUUAAAUGGAGAAGUUGGUGGCAGAUUAAUGUUUAGAAAUCCAUCAGAUUAUUUAGCACGCAAAAAGGAAAAAGAAGAAGAGGAACAGAAAGAAAAAAGUAGAUUUGCAAGGCGGACCAAGAGUUCUACUGAUAAAGAUUAUGUUGCAAAAAGACGUAGCUAUGUGAUUGAAAAAGACGAUUCUGAUUUCAAGGAAAGGAAAUCAAAAAGAGGCUCAUACACUUUCGAUCAUUCUUUUGACCCGGAAAUAAAGACUAAAAUAGAAAAACCUCAAAGAAGGUCAUUGAAGUCAGCUGAAAGUCACAUUCCAAAACCAGUCACAAAAAGUGAAUCAUUGAAGAAAACUCGAGCACCUCAGCCACCUGGUAAAAACCAGACAUCUGAAAGACCAAAAUCUCCUGCCCCACAACCACCAGCCGUUAAUGAGACUCAACAGGUAAUAAAGCAAUAUCCUGACCCAGUAAACUCUACUCAAGUAGAGCCUCUGGUUGAGUCAGCUGUGAAAACUGAGUCUCCUAUAAGUACACCACGAGAAUCUAAGAUUGAACAUACUCACAUUGUCCCUCAAGUCAAUUCACCAAGAGAAACUCAGCCAGACAUUUUGAAUAAACCUUCUGAAUCAAGUAGAGAACCUGUAAUAUCAGCUGAGACCACAUCUAAGACUUUGUCUGCUCCUGGGAAACCUAACCGACCUCCAAGAAAGAAGAAAGAAGUAGCCCCACAACCAACAGUCCCUGUAAAAACAGAGGUCAAAAAUACUGACAAAGUUUCAGAAGAUAUUUUAGAUAAUACAAAAGUUAGUGAGAUUGUAUCAGAUCAAGGUGAUAACAUUUCAUCUGAGAACAAAGAGAGACAUAAUAAUCAAAUUUCUCAACAGGAAGAAAAAAUAGUUGAAGAAGAGUCACUUAUUGUAGAAAGUGGGACUUAUUCAUUUAGACAAGUACAAAUUGUUAAUCCAGAUACAGUAAGCACAGAAUUAGGUACCACUGAUAGAAAUUCUGAUUCUAAGAAGGUUGAAUAUUUUGAGGUUGUGAGUGAUACACAAAAUGAUAAAAACAUAAAAGGAAUUUUGAAGAAGGAAAAAGUGAUUGAAUCAUCUAAACCAGAUAUUGUUGUGAGAGAAAAUUAUUCAGGUGAAAAUACUUCUCAGGGAAACUUCAUAACAGACAAUUUAGUUGACUUCAAUGAAGGUUAUGGUGACAUUAUUGUAACACAGUCAGAGAAAAGUCUUCCAGAUCAUUUAGCCGACACCAUUUCUCUGACAUCACUCACAUCACUGGAAUCAGUACCUCCACCUCUACCAGAUAGUACACCACCUUUCCUCCCUGAUAUCCCACCCCCUACACCAGUACUGUCCAGGAAGAUUGAAGUCAGAAAACCUGACAUAACGUUUGAACAGGAUACCAACUUAGCUAUGAUGGAGACUGCUGAGGUAGAGGAAGAAAUGGUAGAGAUACAGUCAUCAUCACAAGUUGAAAGUGAGGCUCCAUCUACUAGAGAUGAAGUUAUCUCCCCUCACAGCCAGAAGGUUGCUGAGUUACGUGAUGAUUUCUUUGGAAUCAGUAAAAGUCCUCCACCUGCUGAGGCUCUUACUGACAUGGAUGUUUAUCUCAAUGAUCUACAGUUAGAGGCUAAAACUAAGGAGUUAGAGGAGGUGGACUCAGAUCUUUCUGAAACAGAGGAAGAGAAAAUAGGAUUAUUUUCACCAGGUGAUGGAGACACUGGAACCUUACCUACCACACUUGAUGAUGAGGAACAUGAGAUUCAAUUGAUAUCAUACAGUACUACCUCAUUACGAAGCCCAGAAUCACAGACAGACUCAGCAUUUGAGGACAUGGCGUCAAGCAUGCAUUCCAAUGACUUAGACAACUCAAACCAGUUCAGUCUUAGCAGUACGCUGGAUGAUUUCCCUGAUGGCUUUGUUGUUAAGGAAACCAUCAGAGAAGUACACACAGAAUCUGUAGAAUCAGACCCAGGAUCAAUGUCACCACCUGAAUCAUCACCAAGGAAACCACAAUCUAUGACAUCACCACCUGUGAACAGAGACGCUUCAUCCUUUAUGGCUAAAUCUAACAAAUUCUCCAGCAGUAUAAACGAACCUCCUAAAAUUCACAUUCGAGCCAACACCAAAGAGAUGUCUGAUGCUCAUAUCCAGGAGGUUGAUGCCCAGAGGAAAGCUGUCAUUCAAAACAGUACUGUCAAGAGGAAGAAUGUUGGCUGGAGUGAUGAAGAAGAAGAAGACAACAGCAAUUUAACUCCUAGUAAUCCAGCCAUAGAAGUUAACACGGCAUCCAAUUCAUGGCGUGAAAACACAAAAUCAGUUAAUGGAAUAAAUUGGGAAGAAAAACCUGAAAAAGUUGACUUAUACAGUAAAAAUAUUGUUGACGAGUCCGACACAUCUGAAAUUGUCGACCGUGAGUCAAUUGCCGAUUUGUCCUCCACUCGUAAACAGUGGGAAACAUUCUGCAGAUCAACGAGUAACGAGCCAAUCAAAGCUCCAGCAAAGAACAUCUCUCCAGCCAAACGCUGGGAAGUCAAGUUACCAUACAAGUCAGAUCCACAACCUUCCAUCACAUCCCCCAGGUCAGAAUCACCAGACAGAAUGUCUGACACAGAUGUCGACCAGUUCGCUAGUGAAAGUGCCAUAGAUAGAGAGAUUCGUCUUGCCAAUGAGCGUGAGGAGAUGUUACGUAAGGAACAAGAGGAGAGGUUGGAAUUAAUCAAACGACAAGCAGAAUCCAAACAAAACUUUGAAAAGAAAAAUAACAAUAACAAUAAAGAAUUUCAGACAAUGUACCAUGAAAUGACCGAAGCUGACCGUGGGUCUGAGCUUCAGAAAAGGGAGACAAUCAUACAACAGGAAAUAUUAGAAAAUAAAGAGAGAGAAAAAGCCUUAAAAGUACGAACAUAUGAGGAAGAUUCAGAAAAUGAUGCCAAUGAGAGUGUAAUUGCUAAGGAAAUCCGACUGCAGCGUGAACGAGAGGAGGAAGUAUCUCAUCAACAUGCUAAUGGUGAACCACAAACAAAUGGCGAAGACAUCACAUACGAAGAGGCUAUAGCAACAUAUCAACAUGAAGGGGAAAGUCUUAUCGCCAAAGAAUUAAGAGAACAUCGUGAAAGAGAGGAGGAUUUGCAAAAACAACGUAAUACUGUUCAUCAGAGCACACAAAACACAACGAAAAUUCAGGAAAAGGAAGUCCCAACUGUACAGAAAACAACAACUACACAGAAACAACAAAAAACACCAACACCAACAAUACAAAAACAGUCUUUCAAUUCCUUCUUAUCUAGUCAAUCACCACAAAAUGUGCAGGACGAAUCAGAAGUUAAAGUCACCAAAAAACAAGCAGUGAAAAAAGAAACCCCUAUUGAACGUGAGAUAAGAGUAGCUAGAGACAGGGAAAAUGAACUAAGAUCACAAAAAGGUUUGCCAUUAUUAGUUGAUACUUCUAAACCAGAAAUAGUUGAAAGAGACAAUGUGCCUGAAGAGGAGGAAGUUCAUUAUAGUGGGAGGUAUAAUUCAUCAGGUAGUGAUGCCCCAUCUAUGAGGAAAUUUGCCUCCUCACGACUUCAAAAUGAAUUAGCCAAACAGAAGGAAAGAGAAAUGACAUAUAGAAAGGAAGGUAAAAUAAUGACAACUUCCGAGGAACAUAUCGAAACUCCAAUGAAAUUCUCUGAAGUACCGACAAAAAUGUCAGGACCUGUGAAAAGGAAUUUCGUUAUAAAUAAAAGUGGUUCUCCAAAACCACUUGUAGAAAAUGGAGAGACUGAAUCAAAAGACAAUAGUAUCACUUCUCCUGAACAAAGUAAAGAGGAACCCAAAUUUCGAUUAAAGACUGGUGGUGCUGCUUUCUCAUAUCGGGAGUCACGGCAACAUGCAGAGUCCAAAAUAGAAAAGGAACUAAGAGAAAUGAGAGAAAGAGAGGAAGAACUAAAGACACAAAGAAGAAGUAGUGGAGUUAUUUUAGACAGCUGAAGUUAUUAGCAAUACACAUUAUAUACGGUGCUUUAAAACAAUAGAGAAACAAUUCACAAUACUGAAUGUUAUCCAAGGACAGAUAUUGUCUAUUAGUAAACAUUCUGACACAUAUUUCAGUCAGACAAAAAUUCUAAUGAAUUGUAGCAUCAAUAGUCUGUAUGGGUGAACAUCAAAGUGACAAAAGGGACAUAACUUCAACAAUUCAAGGGGAAGUAAUCCAUAAUCAUGAUAUUGUAUCAUGAGCAUUACCUUCAUUAAAAUCACUCACAGAAAGGAUUAAUGAUACAACAUUCAUAUCAAUCUACGUUUAAAAUAACUCUGAAAGUGUAUAUUCUAGUAUUUUUUAAUUAUGAGAAGUGCUAUGAAAAUGAAAAUUAAAUUAAUUAUUUAAAAACUACAUAGUUGUGUGAGGUAUUAUGAUUAUAAUGUAUAACUCUAAAAAGAAACAUAUAUAUUUUUAUUUUUUUACCACUUUUUGCAUCAUGAGUUCAAUACAUUUAAAACUGUGAUUUAAAAAAGUACAUAUCAAAUAUAUAAUCAGAAUAAAUUAUUUUCUGAAUGGCAUAAAUUUUCAUCAUAAAAUUUAAGAGAAAUACAAUGCAGGAUCAAUUAUGAAUUUUUAUGCACAAGUCUUCUACAAAUUAUUUUGAUCAGAAUUAUAACAUUUCUUAAAUGGCACAGUAUGUUGAAAAAUUGAAUAAGAUUUGUUACAACAAACUUUUCUAUGAGAGUUAAUAAUAUAUUUAUAAAGAAAUUUGUUCUAUAUAUCAUUAAUAUUUUCCCCAUUUAAAAUGGAGAAUGAAAUGAUCUGAAAUGUGUAGACAUAUUUAAGAUUGAAUUAUUUGUUUUAGAUGUAUAUUUUACUGAUGAGUAAAAAUUGAAUGAUUUCAUGUGAAAUCUAAAUGUUGUAAAUCUCUUAAUUAAACAGAGUUACAUUUGCUCUUACAUAUAAAUAUUCUUGCUUUUUUUUUUAUAUAUAAAUCCUUAUUUUAUGUUUGUUCAAAUGCAAUUUAUUGUGUUUCAAAUGUGAUAUUAAACCAUUGUGUGUUAUUAACUAGAUAUAUUCAGAAGCUACAAUAUUAACUGAUUUUGCUUGUUAAUUUCUGUCAAUCAAAAUUAAUUUGAAAAUGAAUUACAGUAUAACCAUGUGUGUUCAUGUAACUUCUGUUAUUUAGAUGGUUUUGAAAUCUCUUUUUACCUCUAGAGUUAUGCCCCUUUACAAAUGCUGAAUUUUUUGUUUCUGUUUCUAACUUAAGUGUACCAUGUAUUUCUUCAAAUCUUUAUUUUAAGAACCUGAUUUAAUGACCUCUAAUAAAUUAGUCUGUACAAAAUUUUAUAGUUGUAGACAAUAACCUGUUACCACUUUACUUGGUUACUGCACUGCAUCUUCUUGUAGGGUACCACUCAUUUCAAAUUCUAAACAUAUUGGCCAGUAACACAAUUAAAACAUGGAUUACUAUGGAUAAUUAUGAGCUCAAAAAUUUUUGUUAUGGAAAAAUGACCCACACAAAAUCAAUGAAAACUUGGUUUACAUGUUUUAAUGUAUCCUAGUAAAAUAUUAUAUACAUAAUAUACAUGUGUUGAUGUAUUCAUUUAAAAUUUUAAAUCGAUGAAAUCUUAGAAAGAAAAAAAAUGUUUUUACCUGUUUAUUUAAAAUAGAAAAAUGGAGAAACUCAUCUUUUUAAAUGAUCAAAUACUUAAUUAAUUUCCUCCCUUUUUGUUAAGUGUUUGUCAUUGUAAUGAGAGAAUGAUGCCCUAUGAGAACAUCAUUUAAAGAGAGAAGCUUUUUUUUUAUCUGUUAUGUUUACAUGACCUGGCAAUGGUUUAUCCCUUUGUUGCCUUUUUUCAGAAAUUAAACAAGGUAACAUAUUGACAAUUCCAGAAAUAUCUCUUAUUCAUUUUUCUAUAGAGAAGUUUAAUACUAAUAGGUACAUUGGGGAAAAUAUCAGUAAUGUCAUUUUCAUAUAUACUAACUAUGGAAGAGACUGUGCUGGUGACCAGUGGUCAGUUUUGUAAACAUUUGUAUAUGUCCGAUUUUAUUGUACAUUCCUAUUAUAUAUAAAGUGCAAGUUUGACAUUUUACAUAUCAUAUCUAUAUUUUCUGUUAUUCUUACAAAUUAUAUUAAAUAAAAGUCUUAAUAUUGAAA